UCAGAGUUGAGGUUUGUGUCGUUUGGCCGUCCAUAGCGGUAGUGUCGAGACGCUUUGCUGUAUUGACGUCAGUCUUCGUCUGGCUUGGCUUUAGAGAGGAAAAAUGGCUACGAAAGGCAAAGACGAUGAUCAGUAUGGGAGAUCUGACAGUUAUCGGGUGGCUGUCACACCGACUGUACCUGAUGAUGGAAGAACUCCUGAUGGUCGACCUAAGUCAAAGAGGAGGAGGUUUGCGGGAAAGAAUAAAAAGAAGGCUGACAUGGAAGAUCUUAAGCAGGACAAAUAUUUGGACUUUCAUCGACGUAUUUUGUAUUAUUCGGACAUUCACCAGAGAAUAUCGACAUUCUCUAAUUUUGGUCUUUCACAUGCUCAAGCGAAAGAAGUCUAUGAACGUGAUGGUCCAAAUUCUUUAACACCACCAAAAAAGAUACCCGAGUGGGUGAAAUUCUGUAAAAAUCUAUUUGGUGGAUUUUCUUUGCUUUUAUGGAUAGGAGCAGUACUUUGUUUUAUUGCAUAUUCUAUUCAAGCUAGCACAUUUGAAGAACCUCCAGAUGAUAAUUUAUAUCUAGGAAUAGUUUUAUCCACUGUUGUGAUUGUUACUGGAUGUUUUUCUUAUUACCAAGAAGCAAGAAGUUCAAAAAUUAUGGAAUCUUUUAAAAAUAUGGUUCCUCAAUUAUAUCUAGGAAUAGUUUUAUCCACUGUUGUGAUUGUUACUGGAUGUUUUUCUUAUUACCAAGAAGCAAGAAGUUCAAAAAUUAUGGAAUCUUUUAAAAAUAUGGUUCCUCAAUAUGCAACUGUUAUCAGAGAAGGCCAAAAAUUUACCUUUCCUGCUGAAGAAGUUGUUGUAGGAGAUAUUGUUGAAGUAAAAGGUGGAGAUAGAAUACCUGCUGAUAUAAGAGUUAUUUCUUCCCAAUCUUGUAAAGUAGAUAAUUCUUCUCUGACUGGAGAAUCAGAACCUCAGACUCGUUCUCCUGAAUUAACUAAUGAGAAUCCAUUGGAAACCAGAAAUUUGGCAUUCUUUUCUACCAAUUGUGUGGAAGGUGCUGCACGUGGAGUUGUUAUCAAUACUGGAGAUAGGACUGUUAUGGGUAGAAUUGCUAAUUUAGCAUCUGGUUUAGAAAUGGGUGAUACACCAAUUGCCAGAGAGAUUGCUCAUUUUAUUCACAUUAUCACGGGUGUUGCUGUAUUUUUGGGUGUUUCAUUUUUUGUCAUUGCAUUUAUUUUGGGAUAUUACUGGCUUGAUGCUGUUAUUUUCUUAAUUGGUAUUAUUGUUGCAAAUGUACCUGAAGGAUUAUUAGCAACAGUUACAGUAUGCUUAACUUUAACUGCUAAACGUAUGGCAUCUAAGAACUGCCUUGUAAAAAAUUUAGAGGCUGUAGAAACUUUAGGUUCAACUUCAACUAUUUGUUCAGAUAAAACUGGUACUCUCACUCAGAAUCGUAUGACUGUAGCUCAUAUGUGGUUUGAUAAUCAAAUUAUAGAAGCAGAUACAACAGAAGAUCAGUCUGGACUCCAGUAUGACAAAACUUCGCCUGGCUGGAAAGCAUUAUCUCGUGUAGCAUGUUUAUGUAGUAGAGCAGAAUUUAAACCUGGUCAAGAAAAUAUUCCCAUCUUAAAAAGAGAUUGCACUGGUGAUGCUUCUGAAUCAGCUAUCUUAAAAUGUAUGGAACUUGCAAUAGCAAAUGUAAUGGCUUAUCGCCAGCGAAAUCCUAAAGUUUGUGAAAUUCCCUUCAAUUCAACAAAUAAAUAUCACGUAACUGUUCAUGAAACAGAAGAUACUACUGACCCUAGUUAUCUUCUUUGUAUGAAAGGUGCACCAGAGAGGGUGCUUGAUAGAUGCUCAACAAUAUUCAUUAAUGAUAAAGAAAAAGUAUUAGAUGAAGAAAUGAAAGAAGCAUUUAAUAAUGCAUAUUUAGAACUUGGUGGCUUAGGUGAAAGAGUUAUAGGUUUCUGUGAUUAUAAACUUCCAUCAGACAGAUUUCCUUCUGGUUAUCCUUUUGAUCCAGAUGAGCAAAAUUUUCCAUUAGAUGGUCUUCGUUUCUUAGGUUUAAUUUCAAUGAUUGAUCCCCCUCGUGCCGCUGUACCUGAUGCUGUAGCUAAAUGCCGAAGUGCUGGAAUUAAAGUUAUUAUGGUAACUGGUGAUCAUCCAAUUACGGCAAAAGCUAUUGCAAAAGCUGUGGGCAUUAUCUCUGAAGGAAAUGAAACUGUUGAGGAUAUUGCUCAAAGAUUAAACAUUCCAGUAGAUGAAGUUAAUCAAAGGGAUGCAAAAGCUGCAGUUGUUCAUGGUGGAGAAUUGAGAGAGAUGACUUCAGAACAACUUGAUGAUGUCCUUAUAAAUCAUACAGAGAUUGUCUUUGCUCGAACUUCGCCUCAACAGAAAUUAAUCAUUGUUGAAGGAUGUCAGAGGAUGGGUGCUAUUGUUGCUGUAACUGGAGAUGGUGUAAAUGAUUCACCAGCUUUGAAAAAAGCUGAUAUUGGUGUUGCUAUGGGAAUUGCUGGUAGUGAUGUCAGUAAACAAGCUGCUGAUAUGAUUCUCUUAGAUGAUAACUUUGCAUCAAUUGUGACGGGUGUUGAAGAAGGUCGUUUGAUUUUUGACAAUCUGAAAAAAUCUAUUGCAUAUACUUUGACGAGCAAUAUACCAGAAAUUACUCCAUUUUUAUUCUUCAUCUUAUGUGAUAUUCCACUGCCACUUGGUACUGUCACUAUACUAUGCAUUGAUUUGGGUACAGAUUUGGUUCCUGCUAUCUCACUUGCUUACGAACAAGCUGAAAGUGACAUCAUGAAGCGACAGCCCAGAGAUCCUGUUAAAGAUAAACUUGUAAAUGAAAGGUUAAUUUCAAUGUCUUAUGGACAAAUUGGCAUGAUGCAAGCAGCAGCUGGAUUCUUUGCUUACUUUGUGAUAAUGGGUGAGAAUGGAUUUUGGCCAAGCCGACUGUUAGGAUUAAGGAAAGAAUGGGAUUCUAAGGCUAUCAAUGAUCUUCCUGAUUCAUACAAUCAAGAAUGGACUUUUAAAGAUCGUAAGACACUAGAAUAUACUUGUCAUACAGCAUUUUUUGUUUCUAUUGUAAUUGUGCAAUGGGCUGAUUUAAUUAUUUGUAAAACAAGGAGGAAUUCUGUUUUCCAUCAAGGAAUGAAGAAUCAUAUUUUAAAUUUUGGUCUUGUUUUUGAGACCGUAUUGGCUGCAUUCUUAUCAUACUGCCCAGGAAUGGACAAAGGGCUUCGUAUGUAUCCACUAAAAUUUGUUUGGUGGCUUCCUGCAAUACCUUUCUCCUUACUAAUCUGGGUGUAUGAUGAAGUUAGAAGAUUCAUCUUGCGUCGUAAUCCUGGUGGAUGGAUUGAGAGGGAAACAUAUUAUUAAACUGCUCACAUUUUUUACAUCAGAUGUCAUUAAGAUGAACUUUCCAUAUUUUUUCCCUCUUGUUUUUAUAUAACAUUUGCAUUUGUCUUGACUCUAUCUUGGAAGUUUCUCAUAGCAGUGUGUUCCGAAAUUGCCGAAAAUAUUAAUUCUACAAUGUUCACUUCUGCCCAUAGUGUGAUUUAGAAAGGAAUGUUGAAGUAAGCUGGAGGCUGCUAAAAAAACAAAAAAAAUGCUAAAUGUAUUAUUGUUGAAAUAAUGGGAAUUUGGGAUAUAUUGUGCCUACAACUUAUUUGAUAUGCAUUGUGGCCCUUCAAAGUCAGUGCAGAAUGCAAUA
Molecule: messenger RNA, 3692 nt
Organism: Centruroides sculpturatus (bark scorpion)
Lineage: Eukaryota; Metazoa; Arthropoda; Arachnida; Scorpiones; Buthidae
Product: sodium/potassium-transporting ATPase subunit alpha-like
Exons: 23
Coding region: 104-3358 (1084 amino acids)
Biological process (GO): sodium ion export across plasma membrane; potassium ion import across plasma membrane; intracellular potassium ion homeostasis
Cellular component (GO): membrane
Molecular function (GO): ATP binding; P-type sodium:potassium-exchanging transporter activity; ATP hydrolysis activity
Source: RefSeq, a predicted model, not a curated record